AUGUGGCAGCGACUGAUGGAUACUUGGAUUGGAGCCCUGGUGUUUGUGGCGACCGCACAGUGCCUGAACACAGUCAGAGUUGGUAUCAUCCCUCCCUGGACUUCGGUGAUUGCCUCCGCCUUAGCGGGCAGCCAGUCUGAUGUGAACGUUUCUCUACACGAGAUCAAUACUGGAGCAGUGAGAUCCGCCUUUGAUAAAAUCGACAAAACUCACAAGAUAAUCUCCUCUCUUAACCUCAACGUUGUGAUUGGUCCUUUUGACCCUGAGGUCAGCCUAGCCACCGAAUCUCUGCGCAUACCUUACCUCUGUACCACACCUGCGGAGACGUCGCAGCGAUUUCAGUUCCUGGUUCAGGUUACCCCGGAAGGGACUCACGCUUCCAACGCCCUUCUGGAUGUAGCACGAGCCUAUGCCUGGACCAAAGUUAGCGUUUUCUACGAUGACGUCAGCGGUGUUCAGGUGUUGGAAAGGAUGAUGACCAACCACACAAUCGCAGUGCGGGCGUGGCGUCUGCCUAAGAAGGCCACCCUGAAGGAUGUUCGUGAUGCCCUUGUGGAAAUGAGAAAGGUCCUAGUGGAGAAAUGCGUGGUCCUGUGUAACAAGGACAAUGUCCAGCUUUUGCUGGAGGAG
Molecule: messenger RNA, 630 nt
Organism: Candidula unifasciata
Lineage: Eukaryota; Metazoa; Mollusca; Gastropoda; Stylommatophora; Geomitridae
Source: the annotation of a GenBank genome assembly